AUGCCGUACAAUAUCGCCAUGGUAUCGGAUUUCUUCUAUCCUCAGCCCGGCGGCGUUGAGAGCCACAUCUAUCAGCUCUCCAGCAAGCUGAUCGAUCGAGGCCACAAAGUCAUUGUAAUCACACAUGCUUAUGGCGCACCAUACCCCAGCCGCUCUGGUAUCAGAUACUUGACCAAUCGAUUGAAGGUCUAUCAUUUACCACACUGGGUUGUCUUCCGUCAAACCACAUUCCCGACAGUCUUCUCGUCGUUUCCGCUCUUGCGUCAAAUCUUCAUUCGAGAGCAGAUUCAGAUCGUCCAUGGACAUGGUUCACUGAGCAAUCUAUGCCACGAAGGAAUGCUCCAUGCGAGAACCAUGAGUCUGCACACGGUUUUCACGGAUCACAGUUUGUUCGGCUUCAGUGAUGCUGCCAGUAUCAUGGCCAACAAGCUUCUCAAAUUCAGCCUGAGCGAUGUUGGUCAUUCAAUCUGUGUCAGUCACACAUGCAAGGAGAACACGACCCUCAGAGCUUCACUCAACCCGCUCGCUGUGUCAGUCAUCCCGAAUGCCGUGGUCCCCCGCGACUUCAAGCCCUACUCGCCAGAUGAGGAAAAUCUGCAUAGCGACAAAAAUGCCAUCCUACCACCUCCUCCAGAUCCGAGGAAGCCUGUUGGUCCCGAUGACCCGAUCACGAUUGUCGUAAUAUCUAGACUAUUUUACAACAAAGGCACAGACUUGCUCAUCUCCGCGCUGCCGCUACUGCUGCGACAGCACCAAAAUCUACGCUUCAUCAUCGCCGGAAGUGGUCCGAAAGCCAUCGAUUUGGAACAAACCUUGGACUCUCUUCCUCAGCAAUUAGUGUAUACGCCAUCCGGUGAAAGCAGGGUAAUAUUGCUAGGUAGCAUUCGACAUGAGGAAGUCCGAGAUGUGAUGAUACGAGGUCAUCUGCUGCUCUCAACAUCGCUCACUGAAGCUUUCGGCACCGUCCUUGUCGAAGCGGCUAGCUGCGGUCUCAUGGUGGUCGCCACGAGGGUUGGAGGUGUACCAGAAGUCUUACCGGGCAACAUGACCGUCUUAGUUCUCCCAGAAGUGGAAGACGUUGUGCGAGGCGUCACUGAAGCUGUUGGAAUCCUGACAAAUCGAACCGUCCGCCGAGACAAGUUUCAUGAUCUCGUAAAGCAGAUGUACUCUUGGUCAGACGUUGCUCGACGGACAGAACGUGUCUACGACAUCGUUACCGGCACGCCUUCUGCACCUGAUAACUCGCAGUAUGAGGACGUAGACAUGCAUUAUGGUCAGCCGCCGCAGGGCUCGUCAGCUUUGAUGGACAGACUGAAGCGGUAUUAUGGUUGCGGUGUAUGGGCAGGAAAACUCUUCGUGAUUGUCGUAGUAGUGGACUACUUGAUCUAUUGCCUCUUGGAGAUUAUGUAUCCAAGAGACGGCAUUGAUCUUUGCAAGCUAUGGCCAGCACGCAAGGUCAAGGUCAAGGAUGAUUUCGAAGCGGAUUCGUUGAACGAGGAUGUCUUGCCAGCAAUGGCUCGGUGA
Molecule: messenger RNA, 1524 nt
Organism: Pseudocercospora fijiensis CIRAD86
Lineage: Eukaryota; Fungi; Ascomycota; Dothideomycetes; Mycosphaerellales; Mycosphaerellaceae
Product: glycosyltransferase family 4 protein
Exons: 4
Coding region: 1-1524 (507 amino acids)
Biological process (GO): GPI anchor biosynthetic process
Cellular component (GO): glycosylphosphatidylinositol-N-acetylglucosaminyltransferase (GPI-GnT) complex
Molecular function (GO): phosphatidylinositol N-acetylglucosaminyltransferase activity
Source: RefSeq, a predicted model, not a curated record